Messenger RNA from Durusdinium trenchii, 1760 nucleotides. NCBI's taxonomy places the organism in Eukaryota, Dinophyceae, Suessiales, Symbiodiniaceae. The record is from the annotation of a GenBank genome assembly.
CCUGAGUCCUUGGACCAAAAAGCCACCGUCCCCAUGUCGGAGAGCGACGCUGAGCGCUCGGAAGGUGGACAAUCGCGUGGCGAGCCACGGCCGAAGCGUCCUCGUGCUGGUCCAAAGCGCACCAGCGUGGACACUCGUGGAGUUUCAGCUGGCACCGGGUCUGUUUGCAAGCUUUUCGUGAGAAAGGCGCCGUGCAAUUUCGCGGACCCGUGGCGGAAGCACAGCCAGCAAUCCUCCACCGGAACCGGCUUUUUGCUGGAGAAUAGGUGGGUGGUCACCAACGCGCACGUGGUGCACCGUGCGGUCUCGGUGCUCGUGCGGCCCACCACGGGAAAUCCGGUGAAGUACAACGCCAGGGUGGUUGCUGUGGGCUUACCUUGUGAUCUGGCGGUGCUGCAGGUGGACGAGGCCUUCUGGAAGAACAAGGAGUCCCUGAACCUCUCCCGUGACAUCCCGAAGCUGGACGACAACGUCACGUGCAUUGGUUUCCCGGUGGGCGGGGAGAACAUCUCCGUGACGCGUGGCGUGGUCUCGCGCAUCGAUGUGAAUAUCGAUGGUUUGAUGCGCAUCCAAAUCGAUGCCGCCAUCAACCCAGGCAACUCGGGAGGCCCCGUCUUGGGUGCUCAUGGCUUGGUCGUGGGCAUGGCCUCGAGCAUUCUGAAGAACGCCUCUAAUAUUGGCUACAUCAUCCCCUCUCAGGUGUUGGAGCAAUUCAUCUCCUGUAUAGAAACGGCCGACGAUGGAGCUGUCAGGAGCUGCUACUUGGGCACCUCCUCCCUGGGCAUCGGCCGUGUUCAGACGCUCGAGAGCCCCGCGCUGCGCCGCCGGCUGAAGCUUCCGGAGGGCUGCACCACCGGCGUGCGGCUGUGCCGGGUGUUCCCUUUGGGAUCCUCUGCCCAAGUCAUGCAGGAGGAUGAUGUCUUGCUGGAGAUCGACGGAGUGGAGAUUAGCCAGGAUGCCACCGUGCCCUUGCGCGACAAUGAGCGCAUCCACUUCGGUCAUCUCGUCACCAAGCACAUCGCAGGUUCUCCAAUGGAGGUCAGGAGUCUCUCAUGCCGCGAGAAGGUGAAGGUGAAGCUGUGGCGAGAUUCAGCGCCGCAGGAGGUGGAGAUCUCUUUGAAGCCCGAUCGCUGGCUGGUACCCCGCAUCGAUGGCUAUGACGCCGCCGCGGAAUAUGCCAUCAUCGGUGGCCUGGUCUUCAUCCCCUUGAGCCACCCAUGGGCCGAGCUCAAGAGCCAUGACAAGCACUGGAGCUCUUCCCGUGCAUUGAUCCAUCACUAUUGGGGAGAAGCUUUAGACGAAGACGGACGACAAGUGGUCGUUCUCUCGAAGGUCUUGGCACAUCCCUGCAACUUGGGCUACCACAACCUCAGUAACCUCAUCCUCUCUCGCUUUGCGGGGCAGCAGUUGAAGAACCUGGCGGAGCUCGCGCGGGCGGUCUCGCGAUGCGAAGAGGAGCAGUUGGUGUUCCACUUCCAGCGCCCUCACGGCGAUGGCGGGGAGCUGGUGGUCUUGGAUCGUCAUGAGGCCCAUGACGCCGAAGCUGAGAUCUUAGCGCAGCACCUCAUCGGGGCGCCCUGCAUGGUGCGCUGCGACGGCCAGGGCGAGCCAAGGCCCCUGGAUGAAGUGCCAGAGGUGCCGGUUGGCCAGGUCAGAGAAGAUGCUGGCAACAGAUCUGAGGGGCCAGUGGUGACAUGACAACAAUUCCUGGAUCUAUACUUCAUGAACAAAGCUUCAUCCACCAAGUAUUUGAUUUUUCC